Messenger RNA from Colletotrichum acutatum, 795 nucleotides. RefSeq lists its product as uncharacterized. Bases 374 to 595 code for a protein of 73 amino acids. NCBI's taxonomy places the organism in Eukaryota, Fungi, Ascomycota, Sordariomycetes, Glomerellales, Glomerellaceae. The transcript has 2 exons. The record is from RefSeq and is a predicted model, not a curated record.
CGGCAAGGACACCAACGGCUCCCAGUUCUUCAUCACCACCGUCAUCACCUCUUGGCUCGAUGGCCGCCACGUCGUCUUCGGCGAGGUCCUCGAGGGCUUCGACGUCGUCGAGAAGAUCGAGCAGGCCCAGACCCAGCCCGGCGACCGCCCCGCCAAGACGAUCAAGAUCGCAAAGAGCGGAGAGCUGGAGGUGCCCCCUGAAGGUAUCCACGUGGAACUCUGAGCACGUACUGUGACAACCCGUCGUCCCUCGCUGCCUCUUCGUUUUAUCAUCAGCCCGACACUUUUUUUUACACCAUUCCACCUUGACUCUUCCCGCUGAUGACCUCCCGAAAUUGAUGAAACAACGCACAAAAACGUACUUGGUUUGCUGAUGGCUACGCCCCCCCUCGUUGCAGGCGAAUACGGCACUAGCGAGUGGGCGUCAGGCUACUCCAACGAGGAUACGCCGCUGGAGGUGGGCUCCGGCGAGGGCUGGUCCCUAAUCCAGAAAGGUCUCUUCGGUGGUGUUGUUGUUGCUGCGAUCGUCGCCUACAUCAAGUUCAGCAAGUCCAGGACCGCAAGAGAUGUCGGCUACGAGAAGACCAUGGCGUAGAGGGGAUUUGACGAGAGGAAGCGGGCUUCGACUAGGCACAGGAAAUACAAGUCAACAAAUGCCAACUAAUAAGAAAUGGCCAACACAUGCAUGUGUCAACUAAUCAAAAUGUGCAAUUUGUCGUGAUGUUGAAAAUGUCGUCUCUACGUCUUGCGUUCUCUUAAAGCGCAGUCCAAUAGGUGUAAAGCACGCAUCCCAAA